UGGGGGGCUACGUCAGACAUAAGCAAGGUCAGCGGCGUAAAACCAAACCCGGCCGCUUCAAUAAGCGAUGUUUGAGUUAUGAGAUUUAAAUAUAAUCUGAAAAUAUAUCUGCUUGUGUAAUACGUGGUGGAUCUGUGGGACACCGGAUGCGAAUUUGUGCCGUUAAUAGGAGUAACGCAGUGCACGUAACUGUAGCGCGUAAGUAAAGAACCAUGAAUUACUCCCGGUUUCUGACGGCUGUCAGCGCCGCCAGGAGGCCCUCCCCCAUCCGCAUGCUGACUGAGCUGCAGCAGCGGUCUCCCCCCUCUCUCAUAUCUUUGGCUGGAGGGGCUCCAAACCCCAACACCUUCCCCUUCCAAUCAGCCUCCAUCAAGCUGAAGAGCGGAGAAACAGUCAACUUCGAUGAAACCCUGAUGAAGAGGGCCUUGCAGUACUCCGCUUCCAAUGGCAUCCCAGAGCUGCUGACGUGGAUGAAGAACCUGCAGAAGAGCCUCCACAACCCCCCAACAGCCAGCUACAGCCCUGACAGAGGCCAGAUGGACAUGUGUGUCACCACCGGGAGCCAAGAGGGGCUUUGUAAGGUGUUUGAGAUGCUCGUCAACCCCGGAGACAACGUUCUGCUGGACGCUCCGACUUACUCAGGGACGCUCGCGGCGCUCCAGCCGCUCGGCUGCAACUUAAUCAACGUCCCCGGUGACCAGCACGGCAUGGUACCUGCAGCUCUGAAGGAGGUGCUGUCUCGCUGGGAUCCGUCAGAGGUUCACAAGCCGGGCAGCACCGCUCCGAAGAUCCUCUACACCAUCCCCAAUGGAGGAAACCCCACCGGCGCCUCCAUGACCGCUCAGAGGAAAAGAGAAGUCUAUGAGCUGGCGCGGCAGUACGACAUGCUCAUCAUCGAGGAUGACCCCUACUACUUCCUGCAGUUUGAAAAGCCGUGGGCGCCCACCUUCCUCUCCAUGGACGUUGACGGCAGAAUCAUCAGGACCGACUCCUUCUCGAAGAUCCUGUCUUCAGGAUUGAGAAUCGGCUUUGUGACCGGUCCCAAGCCGCUGGUGGACCGGGUGGUGCUUCACAUCCAGGCCUCCACGAUGCACACCAGCUCCUUCACACAGCUGAUGGUGUCCCAGCUGCUGCACGGUUGGGGUCAGGAUGGCUUCCUCCAGCACAUAGACGGGGUGAUUGAGUUUUACAGGACACAGCGGGACGCCAUGAUUUCUUCUGCAGACAAGUGGCUCAAAGAUGUGGCAGAGUGGCACGCCCCGUCUGCAGGCAUGUUCCUUUGGAUCAAAUUAAAGGGAAUCACAGACACCCAGCAGCUCAUUAUGGAGAAGGCGCUGGAGAAAGAGGUGUUGCUGGUUCCUGGAGGUGUGUUCAUGAUUAACAGCUCAGAUCCAUGUCCCUAUGUCAGAGCAGCAUUCUCCCUCUCCACCCCACAGCAGAUAGAUGAGGCGUUCAGAAGGCUGUCUUUGCUCAUUAAAGACGCUCUGUGAGGAGUGGGGGGGGGGGGCCGCAGAAGAAGAGUGGAGCCUCCGGCGAGAGAAGAUGAACCGCAUGUUCAGCGAGAAGGUCGUUUCCGUUCCCCGUGUGUCGAGUCCGCCCGUGUUUUCGUAGCAGCGGCCCCGGCUGAGGUUCUCCACACCGUCGCGGUGGGUGCUGCUGUUUGAAGCCGGGACUUCUGAGCGAACCGGUGCGUUUGUGCAGCGUUAGCAGAGCCGGGCCAAACCUGCCGGCCACUCCCUUCUUCCUCAUCCUCAUCCUCAUCCGCGUACCGUAAAGCAGUGGAUGCUACUGUAAAGUGCCGUUAUAUCGCUGUCGUGAACAGCAACGUCAGUGUUUAUAUAAAGUCUU
Messenger RNA from Lampris incognitus (smalleye Pacific opah), 1848 nucleotides. RefSeq names its product aminoadipate aminotransferase (gene aadat). The record is from RefSeq and is a predicted model, not a curated record. Lineage: Eukaryota; Metazoa; Chordata; Actinopteri; Lampriformes; Lampridae. Bases 213 to 1490 code for a protein of 425 amino acids. Gene Ontology annotation, biological process: biosynthetic process. Gene Ontology annotation, molecular function: pyridoxal phosphate binding; L-kynurenine:2-oxoglutarate transaminase activity. The transcript has 14 exons.